UGGUAUGUUUCUGUAUCUUCUGCUCUUCGUGCCAUACGUUUCGGUGACGCAAACUCAUGUGAAGUUGCGACGUUGAGUCUACCUGUGCAGCCAGGACGCUGGUCAGCGCCUCUCACACGUGACGCGGUGACGCUGACAGAGAGGUAGAGACAGCGGCAGCAGCCAGACUCAGCUCUCGGUCAUUCAGCACCAGCAUUAUCACCAGGACGAAGCAUCUUUGGAUUUCAUCCGGGCUCAGACUUUGGAACCAUGCGUGGACCAGCUGCAGCGGGGUUGUCGGUGCUGACCGCCUACCUGCUCUGCGGGCCGCUUCUCUGCGCCGCGGCCAGCAGCCAGCAGCCCAACGACCGACCCAUCAUCGGUGUGUUAGCACAAGAAAAUCUGCCUGAUGACCAGUUUGCUCGAGGGUCUUCUUACAUUGCUGCCUCCUACAUCAAAUUCCUGGAGAGUGCUGGAGCCAGGGUCGCACCAAUCAGGAUCAAUCGCACAGAAGAAGAAUAUAUCAAGAUGUUCAACUCAAUAAAUGGGUUGCUGCUGCCGGGGGGAGACGUAGACAUUCAGACAUCCCAGUUCAGUCGAGCUGCCAGGAUCUUUUACAACUUGGCUUUGAAGGCCAAUAAUGCAGGGGAUUACUUCCCCAUCUGGGGGACAUGCCAGGGCUUCCAGCAACUCUCCGUCCUCACCGCCAGAAGAAACCUGCUCACUCUCACCAAAACCAAGGCUGUGGCUCUGCCACUCAUUCUCACACCUGCGGCCCAGUCCAGUCGCUUGUUCAGGAAUUUUCCCAGGGAUGUGCUUCAGUCUCUGGCUAAUAAAAACAUCACCUCCAACUUCCACAGCUGGAGUCUUUCCAUACAGAACUUCACCCGAAAUGCCAAACUGAAGAUGUUCUACAGAGUGUUGUCCACCAACAGCGAUGGAGAGAAAGAAUUCAUCUCCACCAUGGAAGCUUAUCGCUACCCGUUCUACGCUGUGCAGUGGCAUCCUGAAAAGAGUCCGUUUGAGUGGAUAGAUAAACCCGGCAUGGUUCACACCGUCUCUGCUGUCCGAAUCAGCUUCUACACUGGAAGCUUCUUCGUCUCUGAAGCCUUGAAGAGCCAGCACCGCUUCUCCAAUCCUGCUGAAGAAGACAAAGCUCUGAUUUAUAACUUCUCCCCUGUCUACAGAGGCCUCAAUGCAGUCUUCAUCCAGAACUAUUACUUUGAUUGAUGAAUGAUGUUUAGGAACUAAAGGUCCUGAGUUCAGUUUAAUCAUAAUUUAUCAUGUGUCAGAAAUCAUUUUAUUAGCUCUGUUGUGAAAACUGGCAUAAAGUGGUGAGAUCUUUCCAGGCAACGCAGAAAACAGAUCAUAAAAAGACUGGGAGAAAUAAGUAAUCUUGUAUUUUGAUUUACUGAUGAUUAUAAAAUAAGUAAUCUCAAAUUUUGAUUGAUGAUUAUACAGAGAAUUCGAGAGUUUGAUGUAAUGAAAAGCAGAUCAAGAAAUGAAUAACAUGAUGAGUGAAAUGGUGAAAGGAAUUAAACUCAGAUGAUUAUUAAAAGAAGUUAUGUUUGCAGAAUUGAAUCAAAAAGAUGAUUAUGUUUAAUGAUUCAUGAUAACCAUACAGCAUACAUAAAAUUGUAACUGAAAUAAGCAUACAUUGUGUGUGAAGUACAUUGGCAUGUGAUUCUUGGACUGUGUUAUAAUUAGAGCAGAGGCCAGUAACAGAAUGUGAGCUGAGUGGGGAGGGCAGGAGAAUUUCAAAGAGGAAAAAUUCUCAGAAGCAGAUGAGAGAAAAGCCACCAGAUAAAGGAAGUAAAACCAGAUGGUCAGUUAUAAACAACAAAAUGAGAAGUGAACAAGGAGUUGACUGAUGUGGAAAGAUGUAGCUGCUGUCAAGACAACUGCAUCUGGUUUAUUGUUUUGAUGUUUGGUUUAAGGUGGCAGUAGUUAAAGUUUAUUUAAUAUUAAACAUUAAGUUUAAAUGUGUGGUAGUUUUAGUAAAUUUGUGUUGAUGCUCAUUAAGUUCGGUUAAGUGUACAUUCAAAUGUGGGGGGAACUUUUAUUUUGUUCCACGGACCAUGUGUUGCCCGGGGAAGCAUUAGCUGGCGCACUUAGGUGCAUUCAAGCCCAAGAAGCUGAUCGCUAGAAAUUAAACUUUAUUCCUCAGGAGUCAAUGCGGCUAAUGAGGUACGGUUUUGUUUAUUAGUCUCCGUGCCGAAGUCAAGCCAACAAGAAGAUGCAAACAGAAGACCAGCAGAGGGCCUCAAGGGAAGACUCUGCACUUCUAGAAGGGGACAAGACCCAUUGACCCAUUGACCCUGGUUCCACCCUGGUUCAACCCUGGUUCCUGAUUCGACUGCCGCUCUGCGCUCAACCCCAAAGAUCUCAAAGCUGCUGCAACAGACUUGGAGAAUGGACAAAGGUCACGGAGUGAUGAAGAUCUGAGUGUUCGAAGGACAACAACCAGUUCUGCUUUGUUUCUAUUCAGAAGAUGAUUUUGCUGCACAAAGACAAGACCCUAACCAAGGACAUUGAAGCUUUCUGUUGCCGAGAUCAUUCGUCAUCUGGGUUUGAGUUGAACUGAACCCCAAAGCCUCACUCAGUAAAUUAGUGACACAGUUUAGGGAAUGAGGUUAGGAGAGGAUUGAUUUGGUUUUUAACAAUUUAGAUUUUUAUUCUUCAUUUGUAAUCAUUGAUAAUUGAUGAUUAUCAGUGAUCAUUAAUACCUGUCAUUUACCCCUGCUAAAAGCUUGCUUAGUAAAGAUGCAUUAAAAUUCUAA
Messenger RNA from Xiphophorus maculatus (southern platyfish), 2759 nucleotides. RefSeq names its product gamma-glutamyl hydrolase-like. Gene Ontology annotation, cellular component: vacuole. Bases 250 to 1209 code for a protein of 319 amino acids. Gene Ontology annotation, biological process: tetrahydrofolylpolyglutamate metabolic process. Lineage: Eukaryota; Metazoa; Chordata; Actinopteri; Cyprinodontiformes; Poeciliidae. The record is from RefSeq and is a predicted model, not a curated record. Gene Ontology annotation, molecular function: gamma-glutamyl-peptidase activity. The transcript is spliced from 10 exons.